Messenger RNA from Micromonas pusilla CCMP1545, 1569 nucleotides. RefSeq lists its product as uncharacterized. Gene Ontology annotation, cellular component: axoneme; mitotic spindle. Gene Ontology annotation, molecular function: alpha-tubulin binding. NCBI's taxonomy places the organism in Eukaryota, Viridiplantae, Chlorophyta, Mamiellophyceae, Mamiellales, Mamiellaceae. The coding region runs from base 1 to 1569 and encodes 522 amino acids. The transcript is spliced from 2 exons. The record is from RefSeq and is a predicted model, not a curated record. Gene Ontology annotation, biological process: mitotic spindle organization; cilium-dependent cell motility; mitotic cytokinesis.
AUGACCCAACGCACCGCGGGCUUCACCGCGACGACCAAAGCCAAGCGCGACGUCGCCGUCGACCCGCAAAACAAACCGCCGCCGCCGCCGGGCGCGCCCGCGGUCGCCGCGCUCGGCGACAUGCACCUCGGCGACGGCAGCAGCAUCCCGGUGUGGGUCGCGUACGACGCGCAGCAGCUCGCGUACGCGGCGUACUUCGUCGAGCCCAGCGUCGACGGCCGCGAGCGCGUGCGAUCGUGCGCGAUUCGAUUCUACCUCGAAGACGGCACCGUGGACGUGUGCGAACCGAGGGUGGACAACAGCGGGCUGGACCAAGGGAAGCUCCUGAAGCGUCACCGCGCGGUCGCGAGCGACGGGCGCGACCUCACGUUUCACCACCUCCGCGUCGGCGAGCCCGUCGUGAUUUACGGACGCGAGUACAACGUCACGGCGUGCGACGAUUUCACGCGCGAGUUUCUCGCGCGCGAGGGCGUCGUCCUCGCGCCGAACACGGAGAUCCCCGACGGGCUGAUCGACGAGGGCCCGAGCGUGCUCGGCACGAUCGGCAUGGGUCUCCGUGGCGUCGGCGGGAAGCGCGUGUUCGAAGACGCGAACGCGAACGCGUCGCCGCUGGGCGUCGUCGUCGCCGGCGCGGCGGCGGAGACUAAGGCGCGUUCUAUACACUGGUCCCCAUACGACCGCGUUGGCGUGAACGGCCCGAAGAAGGACCGGUUCGACCGACGCGUGCUGCGAUUCUUCUGCGCGUGGGACGACCGCGCGAACGAGGGCGGCGCGCUGGUGCGAUACACCCUGAACUACUACCUCAGCGACGGCACGAUCGAGGUGUUGGAGUCCACGGGGAUUCACAACCGCGGGCGCGACCCGUUCCCGAAGAUGCUCGCGCGGUCGAUGCUCCCGUCUGGCGGCGGGUUCGCCGUCGGUCCCCCCGGCGGCGGCGCCAACGGCGCCGGCGGCUACGUCACCGUCGACGACUUGCGCGUCGGCGGCGUCGUCGGCGUGUACGGCCGCGAUUUGACCGUCUACGACGUGGACGAGUUCACGCGGGGGUAUUUCGUCAAGGAAAAGGGCAGGACGCUCGCGGAGAUGGCGCCGCGGGCGGUUGACGACGGCGCUCGCGCGAGGAAAGUCGCGCCCGUGCCGCCGCACGACGGCAUCGGCAGCGAGGAGGAUUCCCUCCGCAACUGCGUGUCGCUGGUCCCGCGACGUCCGCCGAAGGAUGUGAUAAACUUUGAGAAGAACGACGGGCGGACGCUGACGUUUACCGCCGCGCACCCGCCCGCCCCCGGGACGUUAUCCGUGGACGUCGACCGACGCUUCGUCAUCACGUACUACCUCGUCGACGGCACCGUCUCGGUGUACGAGCCGCCGAUGAAGAACAGCGGGCACGUCGGCGGGAAGUUCCUCGAGCGGACGUUCGAACCGGUGAAGAAGCCCGGGAGCAAGACGACGGCGUACGGCGCGCGGGACUUUUACGUCGGGAACACGCUCGUCAUCAACUCGUUCGCGUUUACGUUGCUCGCGACGGACGCGGCGACGGAGAAGGAACUCAAGGCGCUCGGGUUGGCGUGA